Coffea arabica (coffee) is the source of this 5259-nucleotide messenger RNA. The record is from RefSeq and is a predicted model, not a curated record. Lineage: Eukaryota; Viridiplantae; Streptophyta; Magnoliopsida; Gentianales; Rubiaceae.
AACUUGCCCGAAGGUGUGUGUUUUUGCUGACAUGUCAAUUGGUGAUUUGCUGAAAAGUUGUCGUCCGCCAUGCGCCGUUCACGUGAGCUGCUGCUUGCAAUUGGGCUGUGAAUUGCGUUUGUUAGCCACCGACUGUGUUUGUCCGUUUCCUUCAACCCACUUUCGCACCUUUAUUUUCUUUUUCCUUUCUUUGCUUCCUAAAGAAACCCACGUGGGUUUGGUAAGAAUUGACUACUCCAUGCUUCAGAAUUCUGAACAGUCCUUUCCUCUCCUCUCAGUCCAUGGUCCCUCACUCUUCAGCAUCACCGAGACGCCCCUGAUCUUUUCCUUCUUCAUGAUCAUCAUCUCACUCUUCAUUCUUCCAUCUUUUUUUUUUCAACAUCAUCUUCAUCUUCUUAUCUUCUAUCUGUCUUGGUGAGAAGAAAAAAAAUAAUUUUUUGCUCCGAGCUUCUUUCUUCCUCUGCCAAAAAUAAUCUAGCCAUUUAAUUUUUUCCCUUUUUUUGAGCGAGAUGAGGAGUUUAGUUGUAGCUUUUGGAGCAAACUAAUGUUGUUUAUUUUUUUUUACAUUGCAAUAUAAAAGGCCUUUAGAUGUUUCUGCAUCUGCUUGAUCGUCUUCCUCUCCUCUUCUUCUCUCUUAUUAUUAUUUUUUUGGUCAAAAACCUCUUCUUCCUUUCACCAUUUUUCUAUCUAUGCAUGUGAUAAGCAAGUGAUAGAGACAAAUCUGAAAUCCUUUUAGCUAUUGAAUCUGAACAUUUUGAGAUUUUUCUUUCAUUAAAUUUUCUGUUCAUGUUGUUUUCUCCUUUUACUUAUCUGAUCUGAACUUGACCUUUUUUUUUUUUGUGAUUGCAGGUGGGAAAAGUUUGUAGAUUUCAUGUUUUUAUUUUGGUUUUCGGUAUUUGAAUCCUUAACAAGAAAAUAUUUGGUGCCUUCUUAGUUUUUGGGGUUUCUUUGACAAACAGCCAACAGCACUACUAUGAUCAUGUUGCGAAAAACACUUCAAAUUUUUGGUGCUAUUGUAUUAUACAAAGAACUCAAUGAGUUUUACCAAAUCAUAGACUUAUUGGGUUGUGAAAGACAUUACCACUAGAGAAUUUUUUGGAAGAUCUUGAACCUCUGAACUCUAGGCAACCAAAAUAAGAUAGGUUAUUACAGGGAUGGAUGGUAAUUUUUUUGGAAAAGGGUGUAACUUUCUGGCUGGAGUAUUACAGCAAAUGAAAGCUAUAAAUAGACUAAUUUAUUUUAUUUCCAAUUGGGCUAUGAUGAUAUAAUUUUGGUUUCUUUAGAUGUAUUUCAGGUUUUAAAUUGAUUGCCAUAUCUUGGCGAGGCAACCCUGAUGGCAUUUGGCUUUCAUUCUCCCCUUGAAAUGCAAUUGGGUCUGCAGCCAUGGCGGUACUCUCAUCUCUGCCUGACUUUUGCCAAUAGACCUGAGCCUUACUUUAAAUUAUCAUAAUAACUGCUUAAUUUAAUUAAAGUUUUGAUCACUGAUUCCUUUUUUUCCAUUUGUAUUAUAAUCUUCGGAUCAUGUCAAUUUCUAAUGUUUUUAUUGGUUGUUUUAACCUUUGAAAAAAUCUCUAGCGAGCUAUGCCAGAAAUUCUCAGGUGUGCUACCUUGGUUUGCAGUUAUAGCUCUUUCAUUAUAUGAUGUUUUACUUGUGACAAAGUUUUAGCUUUUUCCUUUUGCUUUAUACUAUUUUCAUCAUGCUAGAGAAAUUGCUUGAUGCUUUGGUACAAUUUAUAUAGUGACCCAAAUGGGCUUUUGUCAAUGUGCUUUAAAUUUUUUAGAAAUUUUAUGCUCAAGUGCAGAAACUAUAUGAAGUUAGAAUGAAAUAUCUAACUAAAUAUCUCAAGUAUUUGAGAGGUCUUGCAAGCCUGUACGUCUUAAUAGAGAAGUAAAUAUGAUAUUUGAUGGUUGCUUUUUAUAAAAAAUAGUGAAUACUUUUUUACUUAAGUACACAAAGACUGGUUAGUUUGGAAAAUCUAUUCGGGGCCUUUCUUUUUUCCUACUUCACAACCCAAAAACAAGAAAGAAAAACACCCUGUGUUGCUCACAUAGUGUUAUUUGGGUAGAAAUUCUUUCUCCUCAUUUUUUUUCUCUUUACGGCAAUAGGAAGAUAACAUGUUCAUAAUGAUGGGUUUUGGUAAUGUUAAAUUGCAUGUUUUAUAGCUGUUUAGUCAUGACAAGGGAUUAACUGAGACCUUUUUAGGUAUCUGCAUUUGGUUUCUUCCUUUUUUGGUCGGUUGGGUUCUGAAGAAUUAGAUAAAUGAAGCAUUUUGCUUUUUAUUUUUUGUAAACUUUAUUUAUUGGAGAAAUAGGGAUGGGCAUUGCUGCAGUUAUGCUACUUUCAAAGGACUGCAUUCGAUGGUCUAUUGUGAGGAUAGAGCCUUGUAAAUCUUGAGCAAUAAUAUCCGGCACUGAAAUUAGUGAACUUUACUCGAGAUGGGUUCAAAGUGAACUACAUGAGCACUAUUGCAUAGUUCCAACAGAAUUGGCUGACUGCUCUAGACGCUGAUCAAGUAAAGACUAGAGGCAUUUUUCUAGAUAUAGCUGCAAGAGAGCACUUUUCGAUGAAUGUAUCUUAAAUUGUGACUUAUUUCUUUUUCACAAUUAAUGACAUGCAUAGUGCAUUGGGAGAGCCUACCUCAAUUAUAUGUGUUAUUAUACUCUUCAACUUUAUUAUUAUUAUUAUUAUUUAACUCUUAUCUGUUUUGGUUUACACCUAAAUUAAUCACAACUGAAAUGUCGACAAAAUGCUUCAAUUAUCAACCACACACAGAAAAUUAUAUAAAAAUGAUUUUUAAUUGGAAAAUGCAGCCAUUGAGGGCUCUGGGUAUAUUAACCUUGCAACCUCAGCUCUGGGUACACUAACCUUGCAAACUCACACCGCGCGUAGUGCGCGGUGAUCCCCUCCUAGUCAUCUACAAAUUACAUAACAUGUUACGAAACUUACCGCUUAAAUUUCCACUGUAAUUUGAGUUAAACGUUAUGGGGGUGAUACGUGGAACUUGACGCAUCCGAGGACACCUCAAAUGCAUAGUGAAAGUAAUCUAUUUUUUGUCUUGUUAAAAAAGAAAAGGUGUAACCUUUAUAUACCUUGCGCAAUAGUGAGAAAGAGCUACAAGUCUCCCCACUUUCCCAGGGAUGACGCAUCGCAUGGCUCUGAUUAAAACCUCUCCUCUCUUCCAUCUUUUCUGCAAAACCCCUUCAGCCCUUUCUUCCUACACAGGUCCCAACUGUUUCAAAUCCCUGAAACCCAUAACAAUCCAUGCUAAGUUCCAACCCCAGAGUACCUUUUCCAUGACAAAGACUACCAAUUUAUGCACCGCAUCAGCCAUCCUUCAAGGCCCCUCCUCCUCUUCUUCAGCAAUACCCCAUAAGUCCAGGAAGAAAGCCCGCAGCGAAUCCCUGCUGCGUCACAAGCUCGAUCAGUGCUCUAAGCGCGGUGAUUUAGGCGAGGCCCUUCGCAUUUACGAUGAGGCAAGGGCCGAUAAUGUUCCCCUCAGCGUUCACCAUUAUAAUGUUUUGCUUUAUUUGUGCUCUGCUAGAAGUAAUAGCAGCGACGAUAUUAGUUUAGAAAAGGGCUUUCAAAUUUUUAAUCAAAUGGGGUUGGAUAAUGUUGUCCCAAAUGAGGCAACUUUUACUAGCGCUGCAAGAUUAGCAGCUGCUAAAGAAGACCCAGAAAUGGCUUUUGAUUUGGUUAAGAAAAUGAAGAGUUACGGGAUUGUUCCGAAAUUGAGGUCUUAUGGACCUGCAUUGUUUGGGUUUUGUAAGAAAUCAAUGGCGGAUAAGGCUUUUGAGGUUGAUGCUCAUAUGGUUGAGAAUGGUGUUUUAGCCGAGGAGGAGGAGCUUUUGGCCCUAUUGAGGCUUAGUUCCGAGGAAAAUUUAGUCGAGAAAACUUAUGAAUUUAUGCAUAGGAUGAGGUCUACAGUUAGACAGGUAUCAGAGGAGACUGCAGGUGCUAUGGAGGAUUGGUUUAAGUCAGAGACUGCUGCUGAUGCUGGAUUGAAGAAUUGGGAUGUGGAAAAGGUGAAGGAAGGCAUAGUGAAGGGAGGAGGCGGCUGGCACGGGCAAGGGUGGCUGGGGAAAGGGAAAUGGAGUGUGGUUAGGACUGAAAUGCAGGAGAACGGAGUAUGUCAUUCAUGUGGAGAGAAGCUUGUUUGCAUUGAUAUUGAUCCUAAGGAGACGGAGAAUUUUGCUAAUUCAGUGGCUAAACUGGCUUGUGAGAGAGAAGUAAGGGCGGAUUUUGUGAAAUUUCAGGAAUGGCUCGCAAAGCAUGGACCUUUUGAUGCAGUGAUAGACGGGGCAAAUCUUGGCCUCAUUAAUCAAAAACAUUUCAGUUUCCAGCAGCUGAAACAUGUUGUGAAUCAGUUACGCCAAAUGAGCAAGUCAAAUAGAUUGCCACUUGUUAUUUUGCACAGAAGCCGCGUGUUUGGUGGUCCUGCUCAGUACCCUAAUAACAAGAAAUUGUUGGAGAGUUGGAGAAAUGCCGGUGCACUUUAUGCUACUCCUCCUGGUUCAAACGACGAUUGGUAUUGGUUAUAUGCUGCUGUUAGUUGUAAAUGUUUGUUGGUGACAAACGAUGAGAUGAGGGACCAUUUAUUCCAACUACUAGGGACUAGCUUUUUCCCAAGAUGGAAAGAGAAGCAUCAGGUGAGAUUAACUCCCGCAAGACCUGGACUUACCCUUCAUAUGCCUCCACCUUAUUCGAUAGUUAUUCAGGAGUCAGAACAAGGUAGUUGGCAUAUACCUACUGUCGCAGGAGAUGACCUUGAAACCCCGAGGAAAUGGGUGUGUGCUACCAGGACAAAGAAAAAAAAUCUACAUUCCAUCUUCAGCUGAAUACUGUGACCAAAUCCAUUGUAGUCAUAUAAACAAAGAAGGGAAGGAAAUGAAAUUUCGUAUCAAGGCAUCUUCAUCUGGUUCCUAUAGCAGUAUCAGUUGCCUGCAGCGAUGUUCCACAUGAGCUUUGGAAGUGGCAAGAAUCAAAGUGCAGUAAGCCUGACAGAAGAGCGCAAGACAUCGAGAACCAGCCAAAGAGUAGGAGUAGAGGAGCAACCUUUGCAAUUAUAUUAUUGCUUCUUAAACAACUAUAGUCCAUAGUAGCUUCACUACUGAGAUAUGUUUUUGACAAAAAAAAAAAAAGAUAUGUUGUUGCAAAUUGCCUUGCGAUUAUUACUGCAUGUGGAUUACCAAAUGCAAAACCAAAAGUUGGGUAAUCAAAUGCCGCUUUUGUAUAUAUAGGCUUGUAGUACUACAGAGGUA